Molecule: messenger RNA, 1652 nt
Organism: Trichechus manatus latirostris (Florida manatee)
Lineage: Eukaryota; Metazoa; Chordata; Mammalia; Sirenia; Trichechidae
Product: transmembrane protease serine 11G-like
Biological process (GO): proteolysis
Molecular function (GO): serine-type endopeptidase activity
Source: RefSeq, a predicted model, not a curated record
AUGAUUCUGGUGUUAGAAGUGGAGCAAUUCAACAGGCCAUCAAUACUGGGCAGAAGAACAAGUUCACUGAGACCCUGGAUGAUUGCCCUUAUUAUCACAGGUGUUGUGUUGGUGCUGGCAAUAAUCAUUGGUCUCCUUGUUUAUUUUUUGGCAUAUGAUCAGAAGACUCACUGUUACCAACCUUCCUCAGUAGAACACUCAAAAAGUGGGACUGACCUGAAACAAAAAAUCAAUAGUGAGAUGAAUAAAAUAUUUCAAAGAUCCGGUUUAAACUCUCUCUACAUCACAUCUCAUGUUGUCAACUUUAGGUCAAGUAAUGAUGGUUUGAAAACAGAUGUAUUGCUUAAAUUUCAGUUUGCUUCUAACAAUGCAGGCACAAUAAAGAGGAAAGCUGAUGACAUUUUGCAUCAGAAGCUGAAAUCAGAUGGAAGCUUCUUGAAGACAGAAACUUCAUUACCUUACCUUAGAGAUGUGAAUGAAGCACAAGCAGAGCACAUUCUGAACAGCUCCAGAGAGAGUAAUUUAAGUAAUUCUAGCGAGGGGAUUUGUUAUCAGCUAGAAGAAAGGAAAGCAGUCCUAGGGGAGAAGCUCCAAGUAAAAAGUUAUAAAAACCCAAAGCUAUGGAUGGCUAGUUUUGGAACAACCAUAAACCCUCCACUGAUGAGAAGAAAUGUGCAGUCAAUUAUCGUUCAUGAAAACUAUGCUGCCCGUAAGCAUGAAGAUGACAUUGCUGUGGUGAAGCUCACCACCCCCGUCACAUUUUCUGAUGACGUACACAGAGUCUGUCUCCGGGAUGCUACUUUUGAAGUCUUGCCUAGCAGUAAAGUGUUUGUCACUGGAUGGGGAGCCUUGGGAAAAAAUGAUCCCUUUCCAAAUACUCUGAGAGAAGUUCAAGUAGAGAUUAUAAGCAAUGAUGUAUGCAACAAGGUUCAUGUAUAUGGUGGUGCUGUGUCAUCAGGAAUGAUAUGUGCUGGAUUCUUGGAAGGAAAAUGAGAUGCCUGUGAGGGUGAUUCUGGAGGACCUCUGGUUAUUGCACGUGAUACAAACAUCUGGUAUCUUAUUGGAAUGGUAAGCUGGGGAAUAGACUGUGGAAAAAAAAACAAACCUAGACUUUAUACCAAAGUGACUUGUUACUGGGACUGGAUUAAAUCUAAAACGAACAUCUGAUGCAACAGUCAUGAGUGCUUGUGGGUUAUGAGUGGGUAUCUAGCAAAUUGUGUUUAGUAUGUGUUGCAUGUGUACUGUUAUCAACUCUCCCCUUAAACAUGAGGAAGGCAGGCUUUCUUUCACAUCAUCUGAUGUGUUUUGCUUGUCAUGGGCAAGAAGAUACUGUCAACUCCACAAAGAUCUGCCAUUGCUGAUAAGUAUCUCUGGUUACUUCCUUGCUCAUCUUUGUGUUCCUACUGUACACUACCCAUUUUAGAAUAAUCCAGCAGUUUAAUCAGAUAAGUACCAACUGGUUAAGCAGUCUCUACGUUUUCACUGACAGAGCAUGCUGCCUUACCCUGAUGAAUUCAUAGUUUUUGUACUCCUCAUCAAAUAAUCCUCAUUAAGAAUGUGUGGAUACACUGUAGUAGGCAAAUCAAGGGAAUUAGUUUUGGUCAACGCUAACAUAAAUGAUGGUGGUGGGAGAGGGACACUAGAUAUGAAAC